Molecule: messenger RNA, 1116 nt
Organism: Symbiodinium sp. CCMP2592
Lineage: Eukaryota; Dinophyceae; Suessiales; Symbiodiniaceae
Source: the annotation of a GenBank genome assembly
AUGCCGGCCAUUCAGGGCAGCACUGCAUGGAUCUCCGGUGCGGCGCAGGGUAUCGGUCUGGCUGUCGCCCGUGAGUUGGUUGUGAAAGGCGCCAAUGUCGUGAUGGCAGAUCUUGUGGAUGCGACCAAAGGACAAUCCUUGGCCGCAGACCUUUGCCAAUUGGGAGCUGGCAGGGCAGUGUAUGACCGGGUGGACGUGACAGACACGGCCGGCCUGCAUCGCAGUCUAGUCGGGAAGCCGCAGGAGGCUUUUGGGUCCUGUGCAACCAUCGUGGUCAACAACGCAGGAAUUGUGGUCAACGAUGAUGCUGGGGACGCCAAGAUCAAGUCCAUGAUGGACGUGAACAUGAUGGCCGUCAUGAAGGGGACCCAGAUGGCUGCGGAAGCGAUUCGCGCAGCGGGCAAGAAAGGCGUCGUCAUCAAUACUGCUAGCAUGGGGGGACUUCUGCCGCUUCCGGAGACGCAAGCCUAUGCAGCUUCCAAGUGGGCCGUGGUGGGCUUUUCGAUCUCAUGCCGUCCGCUGAAGAAGUCGCACGGUGUGCGGGUGAACUGCGUGUGUCCCGCCAUGACACAGACCCCAGCGGUCGGCACUUUCUUUGCUCAAAAGUUCAAGGAGCAAGAUGCCAACCACCCUCUCUUGAAGGACCAGCUGCUGCCCGAAGAGGUGGCGGAUGCGUACGUCGCUUUGAUUGAGAAUGACAAGCUAAACUCGCAAGCCGCCGCCAUCAUGCCGCAGGUGAGUUACCUGCAUAACUUCGACUUCGUGGGAGUUACCAUGCAAGGCAUCCAGGAUGGAGCUCAGAGAAUACGAGAGGAGCCGAAGGUCGGUUGUCGGACGCCCUUCCUUGUUUGCUGCUCGGCGAAUGUCGCGAAGCUGACGAGGAACACAGAGGCAGACUUGUUCAACAUGACAAUGCCGAAAAACUUCACCGACGCGGGAGCGGUACUUGCCUGCUUCCAGGAAGCAGAGGCAUAUUUCGGAAUUGGGCCCAGCAGCGCGUGCGACGGCCCUGUCGAAAUUAUUAUCGCGGACGACGAGCCGAUCUGCAGCGUGGCACUGUCGGCUAGUGAGAUGGUUCCAUUGUUUGUGUCGCUGCGGCAGAAGCAAGAGCGAUAG